Molecule: messenger RNA, 1368 nt
Organism: Trichoderma gamsii
Lineage: Eukaryota; Fungi; Ascomycota; Sordariomycetes; Hypocreales; Hypocreaceae
Exons: 1
Coding region: 1-1368 (455 amino acids)
Biological process (GO): ribosomal large subunit assembly; rRNA processing
Cellular component (GO): nucleus
Molecular function (GO): exonuclease activity; nucleic acid binding
Source: RefSeq, a predicted model, not a curated record
AUGCAUUAUCAUACUUCAAUCCCUCCCAAGCCUCCCAAGCCUCUUAUGCCUCUUAUGCCUCCGUCUGCGCCUGCAUCAUCGCUGAUGCUGCAUCACGCUGGCAAUCUGUACUCGAGAGUCGAGUACGGGCAGCAGCCAAAUACCUACAAAACCCUCCUAGUACAACGCCACCCGCAUGAGGUCCUUCUACGCGAGUGCUUCCUCCUCGGAAAGGAGCCGCUUCCAAGAGACAGGGUCGAAAAAGGCCUUUGUAUUGAGGACUUUGUGUGGGCGCCCAAGCCAUACCCUUCGACCCAGAAACGAAAAGCUGUGGCGAUCCAUUGUGUCCGUAGGCAGCCCAAACACUGCCCGAUGGAGCUGCUAGCUGUUGCUGCCGUCGACUUUCUCUCUGGACAAGUUUUGAUAAACUUGCGCCUUGUGCCCAAUAUAGGCUGGAACGGCUCCUCUCGUAGCGAGAGCCUUCACGGCUGGAGAGAGGCACGCGCAAAUCUCUUCGAUUUUAUCGAUCAAGAUACCGUAAUUAUCGGGCACAAAGUUCAGGAUGAUUUGGAGAUACUACGUUUGCUUCAUAAGCAGAUUGUCGAUUCGCGAAUACUUGCCACGUCUGCCAUCUGCACGCCGCCAGCAAAGGGGCACGACUACAAACCGUAUUUGGAGAACGUUUGCAUGGACUUUCUUGGUAUCAAGCUCAGACAGGGUACGACUUGUCCUCUCGAAAAUGCAUUGGCGGCAAGAGAAAUCGUGUUGCACUGCAUCCGAUGGCCGAAAGAUCUAGAUAUCUGGGCCAAGGAAACGAAAAGCGGACUUUGGAAAGAAAGGGAGGAGAGAAUGCGCAGGAGAUUUGCGAAGAGGUCAAACCCCGUUGGAUUCUCAACUUUUCAUCCUGCUACUCAGAAAAACGCCAUGUCCAUCUGGAUAAACGGCAAAAAGCUAGAGUUGGGCGGUAAUGGCCCUGCCGCUGCCUUUGACGAGGAAUAUCAGAACGGCUAUCAGGAUGCCUACGAAGCAGGAUUCGCAAACGGCUUCAAGGUUGGAUACAAGAGGCGCUAUGAACAAGCAAACGCGUCGGGGGAUUAUACUGAGAUGGAGCAAGCGGCUCCGGCGGCGAAACGACAAAAGACUCAUGAGUCAAUCCGAGACGCAGACGAAAGCGAAAAUCCAAACAACCACGGCGCGAAUGCGAGCCAAGAGAACAAUACCAAGACAAUUCAAGUGGCAAGAGCUAGAAGUCUGUUGGCGCACUUGAUGAAGGAUGCAAAGAUUACGGAAAUCAUCCAGAUGCUGAAUCAAACACAAGGAGAGACGAGAAUAGCGCGCGAAGCAACCAGGUAUCAGACAGGCAGUACACAUGUUGCCGCCGAUUGUUAA